CCCAGAGAGAUGGGAGUAGUGCUGCAGCACAGCAACCACAGGCAGAGCAGCUAAGUCGCGUGUUGUUGAUCAACGUUUUUGCAAGACAGGAAAUGAGAAACAGACAGUUAGAGGAGAUACAGACUACGCUGUCUUCCUUUCGCACACGCAGCAAUCUCCAAAGCGGCGGCAAAUUAGGAGGGAGACAGGUGAAUUCUCUUGUGAAGGUUUUUGAUGCAACCUUGAAAACAGAGAGAAUUUUAGUUACAGCCUAAAAGUGUGAAAUGGGCACUGAGGAGAAAGAUCCAGAGCCUGCAGCUCAGCCAGCAUCAAAGGAGCAGGGAUCACCUGAGAAGGAAAAUGAGCCUCCACAAACAUCUGAGACCAGCGACCCUCUCAACACAUACAAGUGGCAUACUGGCUCCAAGGGAACCCUCAAUGAGCAGAAAGAAGAAGGAGAAGGAACGCCGGCAUCCUCCACAUCCACCAUGGAAAAAAUUCAGAAGGCCUCUAGCAACAAGUGGAGCAAGAUGCAAAACUGGCGCAAGGCCUUGAGCGAGGACCCCGGAGAAAAGAAUUCAUCCAAUGGGAAAAGCAGCGAUGCAGCCAAGCCUGAAAAAGCCUCUGGAGGAACAAGAAAGAACCCCUUCAGGAGGGCCCUGUCCGAGCCUCCUGGGUCUCUGUUUGCAGCCCUCUCCACUGCCAAUUCGGCUCACGCAGCUUCAUCCUCUGCUGCAGCCACUUCUGCUGGCACAGAAGCCUCGGGGGCUGCCUCCAGUGAUCCCUCACAGAAAGGGGGCGGAGGGGCACUUUUUAAAAAAUAUCUUCGGAGUGUGUCCCAGAAGCUCAAGAAGCCGAAGCUACAGCCCCGCAACAGCACGCCAUCCCUUGCAGGUUUGAAUGAGGUUGUCCCGACACCAGCCGGACCCUGCGAACUCUCAAGACUGCAAUGGGUCCCGCCUCAGGAGGUCCCCUUAUGGGACAUCAGCAACUGUUGCCUGGAAGAUGGGCAGAUUCUCAUUUCUCCAGAGGAAGAGCCAACAAUGUGGACUCGAAACCGUGUCAGCAGCUGCUUGUCCAACCUCAGCAUGCAGAACCUUGUAGACAUUGACACAGAAUGCAGCCCAGACCACGGGGGCCAGCUUGGUCCUCGACCAAAGGCUCAAGAUGGCGGUGUGAGGGGACUGAUCAAGCGACGUCUUGAGAACAAAGCCAAGAGGAAUAGCAACACCCAGCUAAACCAACAGGGACUUAACAAAGGACGCAGGCUCUAUGAAUCCCGAGAGUCUGUGUCAAUUCCAGUCAGUCCAGUGGGGACGCUAGAUCUGAGUGCAGACACCAGCACCGUCAUCAGACCGGUCCACAGCUCCAUUCUGGGGGAGAAGUACUGCUUUGAGGUGAUAAACUCUGAGAACACCCACUGCUUCGGCUGCUCCUCGGCUGCCGAACGUGACCGCUGGAUUGAAGAUCUGAGACGAGCUGCCCAGCCCAACAAGGACAACAUCGAGCGCACAGAGAACUCUCUGAGUCUGUGGGUUAAUGAAGCUAAGGAUCUGCCACCCAAAAAGCGUUAUUACUGUGAGGUACACCUGGAUGGCACCUUGUUCGCCCGCACGACCAGCAGAGCUGUUGGCAAGCUGCCAAAUCGUUCCAGCCUGGCAGGAGAUGGCUCCGCUGGAUCUUCGGGAGGCCCGGGGGCCAGUGGAGGUGCGACUGGGUGCCAACUCUUCUGGGGUGAAUUCUUUGAGCUCGACAACCUGCCUUGUAUCUCCCAAAUCAGCCUGCACCUCUUCCGGGAAGAAGACCCCAAGAAAAAGCGGCAUUCCCGAGACGACUCCAGUCUACACCCUCUGGGAAGCGUGACCAUACCUCUAGCUGACAUUCGAGGGAGGACCUAUCAGGAGAAGUGGUACCCCAUCACUCCAUAUAAGGCGUCAGGCUCAGCAGGGAACAAAGAAGCUCUGGGGCCGCAGGCUUCACUCCGCAUCAAGGCCCGUUUCCAGAAUUUGCAAGUUCUGCCGAUGGAGAAAUACAAAGAGUUUGCCGAGUAUGUGACUGUGGAUUAUGUAGAAAUGUGCAGAAACUUGGAGCCACUUCUGAAUGUGAAGGAGAAGGAAGAGCUGGCAGGAGCUCUGGUCCACGUACUCCAGAGCAUCGGCAAGGCCAAGGAAUUCCUCAUUGAUUUGGGCAACGAUGAGGUGGAGCGUCUUGGAGAAAAAGAAGCAAUGAUCUUCAGAGAGAACACACUGGCCACUAAAGCUAUAGAUGAAUAUAUGAAGCUGGUUGGUCAGAAGUACCUCAUCGACACACUAGGAGAAUUUAUCAACCGUCUAUAUGCAUCGACUGAGAACUGUGAAGUUGACCCUCGUAAAUGUCCUGCGGCUGAACUGUCAAGCAACCAGAAGCACUUGAGGGAGACCUGUGAGGAGGUGGUGCAGAAGAUCAUUGAGCUCCAUGGGCCUUUUCCUGAAGAGUUAAACAGGAUAUUCUCCAGCUGGGUGGAGGUGUGUGAAGACCAGGGCAAACCGGAGAUUGGCCAUCGGCUCAUCUCUGCUUCCCUCUUCCUUCGUUUCUUGUGUCCUGCUAUCCUCAGUCCUUCCCUUUUUGGUCUGACGCAACCGUACCCGGAGCCAAACACCCUGCGUACCCUUACGUUGACAGCCAAAGUCAUCCAGAAUCUGGCCAACUUCACCUUGUUCGGGGAAAAGGAGGAGUACAUGCUCUUCAUGAAUGAAUUCCUGGAGCAGCACUGGGAUGGAAUGAGAGGCUUCCUACAAACGGUGUCGAGUGGAGACACUGAGAUUGCAAUGACAUCCUUUGAUGGCUAUGUGGAUUUGCCUCUGCGUUUGGCUGUGCUCCAUGGACUGCUGGUGGACAUCAUCUACCAGAAGGACCAGGAAACAGUUGACAAGCUGCACCCUCUGCCUUCAAUUCUGAACCAAAUAACAGAGUCACUAGGCCCUGAAGCACCUCGGAUAGAUAUUAACAGCCAAACAGGACACAUCAAGCCAGCGUAUAUUCCUCCUAAGGACUUGAGCAAGUACAGCCCUCUCCAGUCGUCUCUCCAGCAUAUUCCUCAGGAAUCAAAAAGCACACGUGACAACAGGAGUCAAAGGAGGAAACCGAUCGCCAGAACUCAGAGUGCCCCACACAGACGUCCGGCACAAGUAAAACGUGAGAUGAAGAGGCAAACGAGCUCCGAGGCUCUGCCAACAUCUGACCACGAACAGGAGGCGGAGCCCAACCAACCACUUAUCUCACCACCAAAUACUAGCGUCUCUGUCAAGCGUGCACCUGCACCGGUUCCCUGGAUUAAACCCGGGGACCCCAACCCACCAGGCAGCCACACCCGGCAACCGAGCGAGAUCAAGACUGAGAAUGAGCAAUUCAGCUUACUGGAUAAGCAUGCUCAGGAGCUGUCAGAGCUUCGCCUGGGCAUAGAGCAGGUGACGGAGCGCGAGCUGGACAUGGCUAAGCGCCUGGAGGACUUCAUCAUUCAAAGUCAGGACCAGAAUGCAAUACUGCAGGAAGAGGUCAACGAGCUCAGGAAUGUGCUGGCUAUGCGUGAGGAGCAGCUUGCCAGCGCCACCUUCAGGCUGGGUGUGAUUGAAGAGGAAAGGGAGGAAGAUGAGAGGAAGCUGAGUGUUGCCAUUGCAGCAGCCGAGAGAGUGAAUGUGCUGGAGGAGCAGUUUGCAGGUCUGCUAAGGGACCUUCAACAGCUCAGCGAGGCGUACAAGAGCAGCCAAAACAACACACAGCAUCCUGAAAAACCACUCAACACCACCUGAACCCUGAGAAAAAGGGUUACGCUUUGGGCUUCACAGUUUUUAUACACACACACACACACAGCCUGAUGCCACAAACAUGAAUUCCUGGUUAGAUAUAAGUUUAUUUUAUAAAGAUAUCCAUAAUGAACUAUAGUUGAGGUGAACAUGAAGGCUGUAGCAUUUGUUUGGAUUUCCUCUUUCACUGUAUCUCUGCUUGUAAACCUUUUUUUUAUUAAAUAAAAAAAGC
Molecule: messenger RNA, 3993 nt
Organism: Pelmatolapia mariae (spotted tilapia)
Lineage: Eukaryota; Metazoa; Chordata; Actinopteri; Cichliformes; Cichlidae
Gene: rasal3
Product: RAS protein activator like 3
Exons: 19
Coding region: 264-3767 (1167 amino acids)
Biological process (GO): regulation of GTPase activity
Source: RefSeq, a predicted model, not a curated record